CUGAGGAACUAUAAACUGUGUGGAGAAGCAAGGACGGACACCACCAACCUGUGCAAAGCUGAUUCCCACAGCUGAUUCCCAGCUGAAAGAAAGAAGUAUUUUUAGAGAAAAAGAAAUUUUUCAUGUUACAGGAGCUGAAGGAAAGCGUGUUCCAGUAUGUUUAAGCUGUGUGGACUUCAAUUUCUGCUCCUCGUUCACUGGGCUAUGUGCCAGAAUUUCGGUGACCUGCAUGUAAGCGGGCCUCUGAAGGACAUGAAUUUCUCUAUUCUAGAAGGAGGGGGGAUGCGCUUCGUUUAUCAGUUCACAUCUGAGCCACCUGCUGUGAGUUUCAGAUUGUCUGGUGAAAAAGAUGGAAUAAUUGACAUUGUGCCGAAGACAGGUAUCCUGUAUCUCAAUGGGUCUCUGGACUGGGAGACGAAAACAAUGCACAGACUGCAGGUGGAAAGCCUGGAUGAAAAUGGAAACGUAGUGAAAGGUCCGUACGCUGUUACAAUAUAUGUGGAAGAUGUCAAUGACAACCCACCAGAAUUUGACCAGACAACGUACACUGGAGUAGUGAGGCAGAACUCCCGUCAAGGCAAGCCCUUCAUGAAAGUCCACGCCACUGACCGUGAUGAUCCUACAACUCCCCAUGCACAGCUGACAUACAGCAUUCUCCAUCAUUUUCCCAACCCUUAUUCAGAAAUGCUUUUCCAGAUCGAUAGUGCAACUGGAGAAAUCUCACCGAGUAAGACAGGCUCUUAUUACUUAGAUCCUCAAAAGCAGGACACCUUCACACUUGUCGUCACCGUUAAGGACAUGGCAGGGAUGACAACAAAUGCUUUCACCAGCAGUGCUGAUGUGAUCAUCACUGUAAAAGAGAGCCUGUGGAAAGCUCCCCCCACCAUCCGCAUCCAAGAAAACUCAACCCAGGUCCACCCUGUCAACAUCACCAAGGUGCAGUCAAAUGAGCAAGGUGUAAUUUAUGGCCUUUAUGAAAAAGAAAAGCUGCCCAGGCUCCCAUUUUCCAUUGAUCAGGAUGGGAUUAUUUAUGUGACCGAACCACUGGACAGGGAAGAAAAGGAUACUUAUUCUUUCUUUGCGAUCACCAAAGAUAACAAUGGAGAACUGGUGGACAAGCCUCUGCAGAUUCAAGUUGUUGUGGAAGAUAUUAAUGACAAUCCGCCUGUGUGCCAGGAGGACCUCACUGUAAUUGAAGUUCAAGAAAAUGAAGGCGGAGGAAGCAGUAUUGGCACCGUGAUCGCUACAGACAUGGAUGAGAAGGACACCCUUAACUCACGUCUGCGGUUCAAAAUCGAAAGUCAGGUUCCUGAUCGUCCUGCAAGUAAUAUGUUCUUUAUUCAGCAAGACACGGGGGUUUUGAAUUUAGCUGGCACUUCAUUGAACAAGCAAGCUGCAUCCAACUAUUCCUUGAAGGUGCUGGUGACAGAUCCAGCAUUCCAAACAAUCUGUGACGUGCAAGUACAUGUCAUCGACAUCAACGAUCAGAUUCCCAUCUUUGAAAAAUCAGAUUACGACAACGUGACUGUUGCAGAAAAUAUCGCAGUAGGAACAGUGCUAUUAGAAAUUCAAGCUACCGAUGGAGAUGAGCCUGACACAGGGAGCUCCCACAUCAUUUACCAAGUGAAGGAAGGAGAUCCAGACAACGUAUUCAUCAUAGAGACAGAUCCUGAAACAAACCGAGGGUUCCUCAAGAUUAACAAGGCUCUUGAUUUCGAAACAGCUCCAGUGUACAACCUGGUGAUCAACGCCACAAACCCCGAACCGUUGGUGUCAAGCGUGCAGUACAACGCAAGCUCCCUUACCUUGUUUAAAGUUUUCAUAACAGAUGUGGACGAGCCACCUGCUUUCUAUGAGGUAGCUUACAACGUAGAAGUGUCUGAAGACGUUCCUGUCAACACCCUGAUUGUGACGGUGGAGGCCUAUGAUCCUGAGGGGGAUUCUGUACGAUACUCCUUAGAAGGUGAUGUGAGGAAAUGGCUGAAGAUUGAUUCAGCCACUGGGGAGAUAUACACCGCUUCCCCUUUGGAUCGAGAACAAGAAGAAGUGUACACGGUUGAAGUUGUUGCAUCAGAACUAAAUAAUGCAGCUCAGAAAUCUAAAAUAGCCGUGUUACUACGCUUACAUGAUGUGAACGACAACCCUCCACGGCUAGUUAUGGAUUCUCCUCCUUUCUUCUGCUACCCAGUCUCUAGAGGAGAGAAAGCUUUCCUUCAAGCUACUGAUGAUGAUCAAUACUGGGCUUAUCCAAUGUUUACUUUUUCUCUUGGGGAUGAUGUGAAUACAAGAAAUAAUUGGGAAAUCUCAAAAAUCAAUGCUACUUAUGCUUACCUCUCUCCGAAACAUGGUAACUUUGAAGAGAAGACAUAUAAUGUUUCAGUAAUAAUUAAGGACAAUGGAAAACCACCUUUGGAAAGAACAGUGAAUCUUGAAGUAAGUGUCUGCAGGUGUUCAAGUGACAACUCCUGUUUCAUUGCCCUAGAGCGUGAGGACUCCUGGCCAACUGCCGGCCAGGCAAUUGGGAUUCUUAUUGGGGUCCUCCUCAUCAUAGGUUGCAUUGUAGGAGGUGUGUUUAUUCACAUGAAGUGCAAACAGAAAGAUGAAAAGAAGAGCGAACAGAAAGAUGCAAAGGAUAGGUCUGAACUCAAUAGACUGGCUUAAUGACUGUUUCAUCAAGACAAAAAAAAGCAUUCUUUGGGUUGGGAAGGAGUGCACUUUAUAGAUCCCAAAGCCAAGAAGUAUGCUAUCACAAACUGAGGAUACAAACAUGCAAAAGCAGGCUCUCAGGGUUUUGUCCUCACUUCUGUAGGUAAUGCUAUUCAUUCAUGAAACAAAACCCAUAUGUACACUUUAGCAGCAGCCAUUAAUAAGAAUAUCAGCUUUGACUGAAGUGUUAACUCAUGACAGCACCAAAUGCUGAGCUCCUGCAAGGAUCAAUACGUGGGACCAGCUUUUUUUGCUUGGCGGCUGUAGUGAAUACGGACUUCCCAGAAGACUACAUCUUAUCUAACUGCACAUCUUUGGCACUUCGCAUCUCAGUAAGUUGCUGAAUAGCAGAACAAGGAAUAAAGUCUUGUGCUACAUUUGAAGAUAUCUCAUGAAGUUGCAGGAAUCUCUCUGACUCUCAGUAAAGGAACUACCAAAUUUAUCGCAAUCUGUAAUCUGCCCUGGGUCAUUCUGCUGGUGAAUUUGGACCUUCCAAUAUUCACUAGUAAUAUGACAUUUCAGUUUUUCAUUUUUGAUAUCCGCAGAUUAUGACCAGUUUGUGAAGCCCCAUGACCUUUAAUUAUAGUUUCUAAGUUAAAUAGUACUUUCUGAAUCAUGUGGAAUAGGGUAAUGUGCUGUGUUAUAUGAUGCCAAUAGUGUUCUUGCCCACUACUUAUUAGAUAAAAAUAAAAAUGUUCUUUAAAGGUU
Molecule: messenger RNA, 3414 nt
Organism: Calidris pugnax (ruff)
Lineage: Eukaryota; Metazoa; Chordata; Aves; Charadriiformes; Scolopacidae
Gene: CDH17
Product: cadherin 17, LI cadherin (liver-intestine)
Exons: 18
Coding region: 157-2661 (834 amino acids)
Biological process (GO): cell-cell junction assembly; homophilic cell-cell adhesion; multicellular organism development
Cellular component (GO): plasma membrane; catenin complex; adherens junction
Molecular function (GO): cadherin binding; calcium ion binding
Source: RefSeq, a predicted model, not a curated record